AUGGAAUAUCUCACAGUUAAGGAUCCUCUGGUGUUGUGGAACAAUUUAAAAGAUAGAGAUGACCACCUGAAGUUGGUCGUCCUUCCACAGGCACGUUAUGACUGGAUCCACUUGAGACUUCAAGAUUUAACUAUCAAUGAGUGUAACUCUUCCAUGUUUAAAAUUAUCUCACAAUUAAAAUUAUGUGGAGAAAAUAUCACUGACCAUGAUAUGCUGGAGAAAACGUUUUCCACUUUCCCUGUCUCGAGUAUGCUUCUGCAGCAUCAAUACCGAGAAAUGGGAUUUAAAAAAUAUUUUGAAUUAAUUUCACAUCUCCUUGUUGCUGAACAACAUAACGACUUACUGAUGAAAAACCAUGAAAGUCGACCUACUGGUUCUAUGCCAUUUCCUGAAGUAAAUACGGCAAAUUUUCACCAAUCUAGGCGUGAAAAAGGUCAUGGCUCCAAUCGUGGUCGUAGUCGAGGAAGAAAUUUCAAUCAUGGUGAUCGUCUUGCACUAAAUAAUAACCUUCAACACCAGUAG
Messenger RNA from Solanum pennellii, 522 nucleotides. RefSeq lists its product as uncharacterized. Lineage: Eukaryota; Viridiplantae; Streptophyta; Magnoliopsida; Solanales; Solanaceae. Bases 1 to 522 code for a protein of 173 amino acids. The transcript has a single exon. The record is from RefSeq and is a predicted model, not a curated record.